AUGGCGAGCACAACAUCACCAUCACCACUCGUCAUUGUUGUAUCCGGUGGUGGACCGGUUGGACUCACCUUUGCACUUAAUAUUGCCGCCAUGAUGGGUAAACAUGUCAAAAUUAUUAUUUAUGAAGGUCGAUGGUUUGUUGAUGAACAUGGUGCUACUCGUUGGCAAGCCAAAACUCGUCGUGAUCAAGUUGUUACUUUACAAGACCAUGUUAUAGAACAAAUGCCUUUGUUUAUUCAAAAAGGCCUAUUCAAAAAUAUCAACGAACGUGUAUGGCCAACAUCAAGAAAUAUUCCAAUAAGAGAAGUUGAAGAUCGACUUCUUGAUCUCAUUCAACCAUUUGUUCAAAAUGGUCAAGUAGAAUUAAUUCCUGAGCAGUUAAAUGAACAAUCUAAACAUUUGAUUGAAGGUGAUUUUGAUGUAUUAGUGGGUGCUGAUGGAUCGAAUUCGUUUGUUCGUCGUUACUGUAAUAUUCAAAUGAUCAGUGAAGGCAUCGAAUAUGCAUGUGGUGUAGCAUAUAAUAUACCUGAAGGUGUGCCACAAGCAGAUGAACCUCUCCAUCAAGCACUUAAUUGUAUAUUAACAAUCUCACAAACACGUUAUUUAGUAAAUUCGUCAACGAGUCGUCGAGGUUAUCUCAACAUUCGUUUAAUUAAAAAUGAGUAUGAAGAAUUAAUUAAAUGUUUACAAAAAUUUCAAGAUGGUAAUGAUUCAUUAAAUUUAUUAGAUUAUGAUAAAUGUCCACAUUCACCUGUAUGGUCAAUUGUUCGACAAGGACUAGAAUUUUUUAAAAUAUCUGCAAAAUAUGUUAUUCGUGGUGUACCAAUUGAGAUUAAUGUUCGACAUGCAUCCAUUGUUGUUCGAGAACUUCGUUUAGAAAUUACCAAAACACAUCCAACGACAUCAAUAACAGCGAAUGCAGGUGGCAGUAAGAAAAAACAAUUUAAGACAAUGUUAGCAUGUCUUGCUGGUGAUGCGGCAAUGAAUGUACAUUUCUGGCCCGGUCGAGGAAUGAAUAGUGGAAUGAAAGCAGCUAUGGCACUUGCACGAAAUAUCCUUCGUACAUGUACAUCUAAAACAUCACCUUAUUCAAUCGAAGUUCAUACUCCACUUCAAUUUCUCGAUUUUCUCGACUAUGAAGGUUUUAUGGCUCGUCUUAGAGCACGUGAACAACAAGGCCGUUCGUUACGUAUUCUUAUGGAUUCGAUCGAUGCAAGUGUUGAAGAAGCUUAUACCUAUGCUCAUUUGAAUCAUUUAACUGAUGAAGAAUUACAAUCUGCAUGUAAUCGUAUUUCUCAUAAUGUUGUCGCUCAACUUUCAUUAGCUAAUCCAUGGCCAAUACGAGAGAUGAGUGGUACUGAAGUUUCUGUCGAAGAUAUCUUUCCAUUCAAUCAGCAACAAUUUUUACCUGUACCAACAUUAGGAAAAAUCACUUCAGAUCGUCCACCAAGCAAAAGAAUCAUUCAACAUCACUUUCUUAUUUUAUGCAUCACUGGUGACAAUAUGAGUGAAAAUACACAGAAAAUUAUUGAUUCAAUUCAAACUUCUCCUAAAUUCACCAAUCCAUCAACAACAGCUCAUGAACUACAUGUUGUUCGUACUAUCGAAGAAGCUCAAGAGUGGAUAGCGAACAAUAAUGAACGUUUAGGAAAGCAAGACAUUCUGUUCAAGGUGAUUACUACAUGGUCACUUAACAAACAAAAAACGGCAGUAGAUGUAAUUCGAGCAGUUCGUGCUGUUGCAUCACGUGCUCCUGUAUUAAUUUUUACGAGUAAAUCUGAAGACACACAACCAGCACUUCAAUUUCCAAAUAUUAUUGCUACUUAUGAAGUAUAUGAAUUGUAUGAAUUUGUUGGUAUUAAUCAAGAAACACAGUGGAAUCCUGGCUGUCCUGUAUUAUUAGACGAAAUUCAAGCAGAAAAGAAUAAAUUUCAAAAGUUUGCAAUUACUGUUGCUGGAGGAAAUGGACAAGGACAGGAAUUAAAUCAAUUCUCUUAUCCUCAAGGUAUCUUUAUUGACAAUGAUAAAUCAAUUCAUAUUGCUGAUUCUGAGAAUCAUCGUAUUGUUAAAUGGAAAUUGAACUUAAAAACUGGUGAAAUCAUUGCAGGUGGAAAUGGAAAAGGAAAUCAAAAUAAUCAGUUGAAUGAUCCAAGGGAUAUAAUUUUUGAUACAAAAACUAAUUCUUUUAUUAUUUCUGAUCAUGGAAACAAACAAGUAAUUCGUUAUUUUAUUCAAAAUCAAACAAAUCGAGAAAUUAUUAUUUCAAAUAUUAACUGUUGGGGUCUAACAAUCGAUAAAAAUGGAUUUAUCUAUGUUUCUGAUUGUAAAAAUCAUGAAGUGAGACGAUUCAAACAAGGUGAUACAGAAGGUGAAUUAGUUGCAGGUGGAAAUGGUCAAGGAAAUCAUCUUAAUCAACUGCAUUAUCCUACUUUUAUUUUUAUUGACCAAGAUUAUUCUCUUUAUAUAUCAGAUACAGACAAUCAUCGUGUGAUGAAAUGGAAAAAAGAUGCGAAAGAAGGUGAAGUUGUUGCUGGUGGAAAUGGCGAAGGAAAUAGUCUCAAACAAUUGUCUUAUCCUCGAGGAGUGUUUAUUAAUAAAUGGGGUCAAAUUUAUGUGGCAGAUUGUGGAAAUCAUCGAAUAAUACGUUGGUGUGAAAGAGAUGCAGAAGGUGAAAUUGUAGUUGGUGGAAAUGGUGAAGGAAGUGAACCAAAUCAAUUGCAUUUUCCCAAAGGUUUAUCAUUCGACAAUGAAGAAAAUCUUUAUGUUAUUGAUGAAUACAAUCAUCGAAUCCGAAAAUUUGAUAAACUUUCAGAUUAA
Molecule: messenger RNA, 2817 nt
Organism: Adineta steineri
Lineage: Eukaryota; Metazoa; Rotifera; Eurotatoria; Adinetida; Adinetidae
Source: the annotation of a GenBank genome assembly